Messenger RNA from Penicillium argentinense, 1554 nucleotides. RefSeq names its product aspartate kinase. The coding region runs from base 1 to 1554 and encodes 517 amino acids. The record is from RefSeq and is a predicted model, not a curated record. Gene Ontology annotation, molecular function: aspartate kinase activity. NCBI's taxonomy places the organism in Eukaryota, Fungi, Ascomycota, Eurotiomycetes, Eurotiales, Aspergillaceae. The transcript is spliced from 4 exons.
AUGGCUUCCCUCAAGGCAGACCGACCGUUGGCCCCCUCGGCCUUGCAUAGCAAUUGGGUCGUCCAAAAGUUUGGCGGCACCAGCGUCGGCAAGUUCGCUUUGAACAUUAUUGAGCAGGUGGUCCAACCGAGUCUCGUGGAUCACCGUGUGGCCGUUGUCUGCUCGGCCAGAAGCAGCUCGACCAAGGCCGAAGGCACCACGAACCGGCUACUGCGGGCAGCCCGGGAUGCAGAAAACUCCGGCUCAAGGCAGUAUGAAUCGUUCGUCGACGCCGUUCGUCAGGAACACGUCCAAGUCGCCCAGGAACAGUUGAAGACCGUGGAUCUGAGGGACCAAGUGGUGGCAGACAUCAAUGAGGAGUGUGAACGAGUCCUCAAGGUCCUCGAAGCGGCACAGACACUCGGGGAGAUUAGCGCUCGCUGCGUGGACAAGGUCAUUAGCACGGGCGAGAAGCUCAGCUGUCGACUCAUGGCUGCCUUCCUGCAAGAUCGUGAGGUGGACUCGCAGUAUGUGGAUCUCUCCGAGAUAAUCGAUUUCCCUAUCGGCAACAACGGUCUGGACCAGGACUUCUAUAACUCCCUCGCUGCGGCGCUCGGCAAGAAGGUUGAGGAGUGCGGGCAUCGGGUGCCCGUGAUUACCGGGUACUUCGGUACCAUCCCGGGUGGCCUCUUGGACCAGGUCGGUCGUGGUUACACCGAUCUAUGUGCCGCCCUGGUCGCUGUUGGAAUACAUGCGAAGGAGCUGCAGGUGUGGAAGGAAGUUGACGGUAUCUUCACGGCUGAUCCGCGAAAGGUGCCUACGGCUCGGCUUUUGCCUGCCAUCACCCCGGCUGAGGCAGCCGAGUUGACAUUCUAUGGGUCUGAGGUGAUUCACCCUUUCACCAUGGAGCAAGUCAUCCGUGCCAAGAUCCCCAUUCGCAUCAAGAACGUCAUGAACCCCCGCAACAAGGGCACUGUCAUCUUCCCCGAUUCAACUGCCGAACUGGAGCGAACCACCCCCGGUCACGAUCCACGUCUCUUCCGUACCCGAAGCCCCAGUCUCAUGCAGAAGCCGAAGCGACCCACUGCCGUCACGAUCAAGCACAAGAUCCUGGUGAUCAACGUUCACUCCAACAAGCGAUCCCUGUCUCACGGCUUCUUUGCUGGUAUUUUCUCUGUCUUGGACAAGUGGCGCCUAUCCAUUGACUUGAUCUCGACCUCCGAGGUCCAUGUAUCGAUGGCCCUACAUUCGGAAAUCCCUUUGGUGAAUGGAAAUGGCAGGGAUGAAUACCAGGUUGUCGAUGAUGACCUGAAGGGAGCCCUGGGUGACCUGAGCAAAUUUGGUACCGUGGACAUGAUCCCGGAGAUGGCCAUCCUGAGUCUCGUCGGCAAGCAGAUGAAGAAUAUGAUCGGUGUGGCGGGGCGAAUGUUCACCACACUCGGGGAGAACAAUGUGAAUAUUGAAAUGAUUUCGCAAGGUGCAAGCGAAAUCAACAUCUCCUGCGUCAUCGAAGAGCGCGACGCCGACCGCGCUCUCAAUAUCAUCCACACCAGCAUGUUCACCUUCUUGGAUUAG